Molecule: messenger RNA, 4691 nt
Organism: Patella vulgata (common limpet)
Lineage: Eukaryota; Metazoa; Mollusca; Gastropoda; Patellidae
Product: coiled-coil domain-containing protein 33
Exons: 22
Coding region: 172-3369 (1065 amino acids)
Cellular component (GO): peroxisome
Source: RefSeq, a predicted model, not a curated record
UACUUGGUGCAGUAUGUUAUAAAUUUUAAUCCAUUUUAAUCUACUCUCAAUAAUGAUAAUAUAACUGCCAUGCUGAAGAAUUAAAUUUACUUUUAAAGAGAACUGGAGGUAGAUGUUCAAUUCGUGGAAAAUGGAAUUGAUAGAUAAGUGAAAGGUUGUUAAAAUCCCAAAAUGGGCAUCGAGAAGAAGGUGUUGGAUUUUGAAGUAGAAAUCCAUGAUGCCCAGUUUAAUCACCAAGGACGUUAUUUUGUCAAACUGUCAAUACAGAGUUUACAUACAAGAGACUAUACAUCUAUACAAUUAAAGAAACCAUUGAGUAUUGAAUAUCUUUAUGAUAACGAAGGUUUAACUGAUGUUACACAACAAAAUGGAAAUGCUGAAUUAGUUUUCUUUAAAGAAAAGAGAUUUGUGUUCAGAUUACCAAGAGGUUUUUGUAAGAAUGAUAAGAAUCAUGAUGUAUAUUUAUUAUUGGAGGCGUUUACUUUACCAGAUAAUGAUCAGGAUAUGGGUAAAAAGGUUGGGGAAGGCAAGUUCGCCAUUUACCCUCGCACAAACGCUCCCAGAAUUAACAUGAACGUAGAGGUCAACGAAAACAUGUAUCACUACACCGAUGUUGUCUCACUACUCAGAACUAUGUCAACAGAUAAUGCGACAAUGCAUUGCGGGAGGUUGCGCUGCACGUUCGCAUUGAGGGAGGUUAUUCCAAAAACAACACGAAGAACCCCUGUACCUGAUCCUACACCUCGUCCCUCUCCACGCUAUGUACAAGUAACAGAUAGAUCUGAGAAAAAGAAAGUAGAAAUAAAAACACCCUCGCCAACACCAUUACCAACAAAUAGACCAACAGCUAGAGAUAACCCUCCACCACCAAAAACAAAACCCACACCGGUAUUAAAGAGAGCAUCACCUAAUGAUUCAUGGGGUGAUAAUCAAUCAGUUAAUUUACCUAAAACACCACCUAGAACCCAGCCACCACCACCAACUGAUACUAGAAGGAUGACAGAAUCUCCAAGACCUAAUUUUGAUCACACCACAUAUACAGCUAAUGUACAGAAUUGGAGACAUGUAUCUAAAUCUGGUAAAGAACAGAUUGAUAUCAUAUUACAUGGUGCCAGUGCUGUACCAGCUACACAAAAAGGCAAGGCGCCAUUACCAUAUGCUUCCAUUAAAACCAAGUCUGAUUAUUCUGGUAAUGAUGCCACUGCCCUAAAGACACAUGCUUCUGCUCGACCUACAUCAGCACCAUCAUGGGAAGAAAUGUUAAGCAUGGAGAUAGAUGAGAAAAAAUCAAAAGAUGAAGCAUUAAUGUUAACUAUUGGUGAUUCUACAAGUAAAAGUCGUUUAGUUAAUUAUGAACUACCUGUCAAUCAUCUUCAACCAUUUCACCAAUAUCAUCUAGAAAUGGUGGUGCCAAAUCAAACUAAACCUGAUGGUGUAAGAAUGUAUGCUAGUAUUAUGAGGAAGCUUAGUAAAUUACCACUUGAUAUGUCAUCUCCAAAUUAUUUAGGUCUAGAGGCCCAUUUACAAGCUGUUCAGAGACCUAUACAGAAUCCAGUAGGACCACUAAUAGCAGUAGCUAGAAUAGUUCCUGAUUACUAUAAUUAUAGAACGGAUAAUUUAUUACCACAUCCCCGUACAGCAGGAGUUAAUAUGACCAGUGUUACCUUUCCACAACCUCAUCCAUCUUCCUUUAAAGUUCCUGAAAAAUCAUCACAAGGUUAUCCACAGAUAAGUUUACCAGGCCGUCCAGAUGAUCAACCUGUAUGGAAUCAUCCAUUUCUAUUCUCUGAAGAAAAAGAUAAAGCUACAUUAUUUACACCAGGAGCAGCAUUAGUUAUAGAAUACUAUGUAGCUAAUAAAGCUAUGAAUGAUCAGUUUUGGCGUAUGGAGAGUCCAGUGGGUUUUUCAUCUCUACUAUUAGAUCGUACUAUGUACUCACAAUUAACAGCUGAUCAAGCUAGGAUGGGAUUACGUAUUGAAGGUCUACCUAUACAGGGAAGUAAUAUGAUGACAAUAAAUAAUAGAAUACCUACAGUUGGUAUGAUUCUACGUCUUAUAACUUCAGACCAACCUAAUACUAUGGUAUCAUACAGUAAUAAAGGAGAUUUACCAUUAAUAGAUUUAAAUCCUAUAGAUCCAUCUUCUGUACAUGUACCAGAAGAACCUGAUGUAUUAACUGUCUCUCAUUCCGAUUCAACACCACCAAUAUUAUCACCACCUAUAGAUGUGACACCUAGACAAAAGACAGGUAAAUGGGUUCUACAGAAAGUACCAAAGAGUGGAUUACCAGCAUUAAAAGAUGGAGAAUUACCACCAUUUGAUGCUAUGGAUUCUGUUUUACCAGAAUAUCAGUAUAUAUUUCAAGAAGAAGAAGGAGUACCAUCUACCAUGGGUAAUCCUGUACGUACAGAACAUAAUAAAACAACCACAACACAUGUUAUACAAUCUAAUACAGGUGAUCAAUUACCUAAUGUAAGCAGUAAAAUUUACAACUAUGAUGGGUAUGACGACCCAGAUUACAUGCAAGUUAUACAACGACAAGAUCAAGAACUUGGUAACUAUAGAACACAAUUAACAAAGAUGGGUGGAGAAAUGGUUGAAUUACGUACAGCACUUGGUAAUUACGAGACAGUACAGAGUAAUCAAAGAAGAGAUGAAACAACUAGAAUACUUAUAGAUGCUCGAGAUCUUGAUGGUUUAUCUAAAGCAGAUCUAAUGGCUAGAUACACACAUUUAAAACAGAAAUUUGCUCGAACCUAUACAGAAUUAAAAUUAUAUAAAGAUAAAGUACAGAGAUUGCAGAAUGAAUUAAUUAAGAAAAAUGAUCAACAGAAAGCUUAUUUAAAAUUAACUCAUGCUCAUACUGGUCAACAAGAAUUAUUACAGAAAUUACAAGCUAAAGCUCAACAUAUAAAGAAAUUAGAAGAUACCAUCAGAAAACAAGAACAAGUUAUAGAUAAAUUAGAACGAGCUUUAGAAAGAAGAUUUAGUAAAACACCUAUACCUAGUAAUAAUGCUGGUGAAAUAAACUCAACUUUAAGUGCUGAAAAUCGUCAUCUUAGACAACAAAUUGAAGAUCUUAAGGAACAAUUAAGGUUAGCUGGUAGAAGUAAUAAUGAUGAUUUAGAGAAAUUAGAACUAUAUCAAGCUUUAGAGAGAGCUGAGGGUAGAAUAAUGUCUUUGGAGAGACAGUUAACUGAAAAUUCUCGCAACUGGGGUAAAGAAAAGGCAGAUUUAUCUAUUAAAGCUAAUGAAGUAGAAAGAGGAUUCCGUCAUGGUGCUGGAAUGAUUUUACAUGAUUAUCCUGUUCUGGAUGAAAUUUGUGCUAGACCCAUAAGAAGAACAGGUUGUUUAUCACCAAUUCACUGAAUACCUCUUCAUGCCAAUUACAUAUCAGUCAAAAUAACAGAAUAAUUACAUGACAUAUGAAUGGAAGAAUGAUUGUAUUUGUCUCAGAAUUUGUUUUCAAAUGAAUUUAAAUUCCUUUAUUAGAUCUGUGUUUUUAAACCAAUAUUUACCAUGCUGUUAACAAUGUUGGAAUUACAAAUAGAAAUAAAAAACGAAGAAUACCUUUUAAAGUCAUGUAUUGUUGUUAAAUUGUAAUUUGUUUAUAUGAGGUUUAUUUAUGCUAUUUGAUUUGUACCAAUAAAAUAAAGAUCUACAGCAUUUACUUAAUUUAGUAUUUUAGUGCUUCUUGUUAAGAAUAUAUUGGUAACAGUUUUAUUAUCUAAAUGUGAUAUUUUAACAAAUUUGUUAUGCCAUGCCUACUUGUAAACAAAUUAUAAUAUUGGACAUGCAUUGUCUAUUGGACAUGCAAUGUCUUGUUGAAAUCUAAUCAUUUUACUUACUGUGAUAGUCUGUAUAUAAAAGUUAUUUUGUUAAUAAUUGUUUUAUAAUUUUAUUUAGUAAUGUUUAGAAUCUCACUGUAUAUAAUCCAAACUACAUUACAAUCACUAUCUACAUACAUGUUCUACAUAUGAUCAAUCAGUCCUCUACGGCGAAUUAUUGAAAUAAAAUUGAACCAUAUUAUAUCCAGUUUGUGUCGAGUGGAUGUUAAACCCCAUUCUCCCUUUCUAUCUUUCAUUAACUGAACAUUGACAAAAAAUACUUUCUACAGUGAUCUAGGGCAAUCAAACAAAAAACUGAAACAUGUUUCAAUUUAUUUUCUAGAUAUGUUGUCUUUUUAAAUUACGCCUAGUUUGCUUUAAAAAAAUACAGACAUUGAUGAUAGAACCAGCGAUCAUUUAUAGAACAUGGGGAACGUUCAAUGUGGUUGUAUUAUAUGGUUGUUAGGGUACUUUAUGUUUCUGGAGUAAAAGAAAAAUUUCCAGGACUAAUUGAGAGUUGUAGGAAUUAUUGGUUAUGCUUUGCUACUAUCUCUGAAAUGUUUCCAUUUCAUUAUACUAUUAUAGAACAGGAUACAUUGAAUUAUUGUAAAUCUAAAAUAAUGUGAACAUUGAACUUUAUAAAACUCAAACAUCUUGUAGGUUUGUUUGCCAAUACAAGACUCAUUAGGUUUGUUUUCAAAUACACGAUUCAUUUGUAUAUAUUUCAUGCUUAAAUGUAAUUACUUUCAGGUUGAAUUCAUUCAAUAAAACUUUCAAUUUAUAUUAAUACAUAACCCUGUAUAUAGAAUUGUAUAUAUAUUGAAACUGUACAUUACAUUUCACAAUAAAAUUAAUCAUCAAUAA